Nomia melanderi (Alkali bee) is the source of this 2941-nucleotide messenger RNA. It is a transcript of the gene DNAlig1, whose product is annotated as DNA ligase 1. The record is from RefSeq and is a predicted model, not a curated record. Lineage: Eukaryota; Metazoa; Arthropoda; Insecta; Hymenoptera; Halictidae. Gene Ontology annotation, molecular function: ATP binding; DNA binding; DNA ligase (ATP) activity. Gene Ontology annotation, cellular component: nucleus; mitochondrion. Gene Ontology annotation, biological process: DNA biosynthetic process; Okazaki fragment processing involved in mitotic DNA replication; DNA recombination.
AUUUGAAAUUCAGUUUAGUUCUCGAACAUGGCGUAGCGGUGUGGUGGUUUCUGUGACGCAUUAUGUAAAGGUUAGAAACGGCGCGAAAAUGGCACAGCGUAGCAUAACGGCCUUUUUCACAAAGUCGACUACGAAGAAGAAUGGCAGUGAGACAAAUAAUUCAAGCAAAUCUAAUGACAAUGGAGAACGAGAUAGUCCAGGUAAUUCUAAACGAAAGCGGGAUAAUAGCUCGGAUAACAGUGAAUCUUCCAGUCCUCCACUUGCUAAGAAAGUAGAAAAUAGUUCUUCGAAGACAUCAGGAACUACUUCACCGGUAAAGAAGGCUAAUGGAAAAACAUCUAAAAUUAAGUUGUCACCUGUGACACCUAAAGAAAAUGAGAAGAGGAAGGCAAAAACUCCACUUACCGCUUCUAAGAAGAAAAAGAAGGUAGAAGAGGUAAAGGGUACACCCAAGAAAAAUAGUACAAAAAAGAAAACUGUGGAAAAGGAAAAUAUAAAUCAAACAAAGAAAGAUUCAGGUUUAGAACAGAAAAAGGGGACAGCUUCUUCAAACAACGAAUCAUCAAAAUCCUCUUCAGAUGAGUCUAGUGAAACGAAAUCAAAACAAAAUACUAAAAAAGUGGUCAAAAAAAGAUUAAGGAUAAUAGCACCUGUUGAUGAUUCUAGUGACGAAGAUGGUCACUUACCUGUGAAGAUACCAUGCAGUCCAGAAAAAGAAAGUGUUAGCGACCAAGAAACAAAUGCUCCUAAUGAAGAAAAUGAAUCUAACAAUGAGAUAGAGGAAGUUACCGAAAGUAAUGAAAAAGAAGAAGAUGAAAAACAAAAAGAUGAGAAACAAGAAGAACAAACAGAAAAGCCUGUCAAGAAGAUACAUAAUUUCUUUGCUCCUAACAAAAAGGAAAAUGGGAAAGAUAGCAAUAUAGAUAAAAAAAAGACUGCAAGCCAUUCUUAUAAUCCUAGUAUAUCUAAUUAUAAUCCAAUAAAGGAUGCAUUCUGGAAACAGGGUGAAAAGGUUCCAUACAUCGCGCUAACGCGGACACUAGAACUGAUAGAGGACACAAGCGCUCGAUUAAAAAUAGUAGAAAUUCUGUCCAAUUACUUUAGAUCCGUUAUAGCUUUAAGUCCAAAUGACUUGCUUCCAAGUGUAUAUUUGUGUCUCAAUCAACUGGCACCGGCUUAUGAAGGAAUUGAAUUGGGUGUAGCAGAAACGAAUCUUAUGAAAGCUAUAGCACAAUGUACUGGUAGAACAUUAGCUCAAAUAAAAGCUGAUGUACAACAAGUUGGAGAUUUGGGCAUUGUAGCGGAGGGAAGUCGUUCCAAUCAGAGGACGAUGUUUCAACCAGCCCCUUUGACAAUAUCAACUGUAUACACUAAACUGAAGGAAAUUGCUCAAAUGACUGGCAAUUCGUCUUUAUCUAAGAAACUGGAUAAAAUUCAGACACUUUUUGUAGCAUGUCGAUUCACCGAAGCCAGAUAUUUAAUUAGGUCUUUAGCUGGCAAGCUUCGAAUUGGUUUGGCUGAACAGUCUGUAUUACAGGCGUUAGCGUUAGCGUGCACAAUGACUCCGCCAGAGCAGGGCUCACCGCCGGAAAUAUUGGAUACAAGUAAAAAGAUGUCUAGCGAUGCUUUCAAGCAAAAGUAUGAUGAGACAGCGCUUAUCCUUAAAACAACAUACUGCGAAUGUCCCAAUUAUGAUAAAAUCAUUCCUGUUUUACUGAAAGAGGGGAUUAAGAAAUUACCUGAGAAGUGCAAAAUUACACCCGGUGUCCCUAUGAAACCGAUGUUAGCGCAUCCGACUAAAGGUGUACAGGAAGUUCUAACACGUUUCGAGGGAUUGAAAUUCACUUGUGAAUGGAAAUACGAUGGGGAAAGGGCGCAGAUACAUCUCGCUGAAGAUGGUGAUAUUAGUAUUUAUAGUAGAAAUCAGGAAAACAAUACUAGUAAGUAUCCUGAUAUUAUUGGACGAUUCAGUAAAACGAAAGGGGAAGAUGUUAAAAGUUGCAUCCUCGACUGCGAAGCGGUUGCUUGGGAUACCGAGAAACAACAAAUACUACCAUUUCAAAUACUUAGUACCAGAAAGCGCAAGGACGCGACCGAGGCAGAUAUUAAAGUACAAGUAUGUGUAUUUAUAUUCGAUUUAUUAUACUUAAAUGGAGAACCACUAGUGAAAGAACCCUUCAUAAAACGUCGCGAGUUGUUGAAGACGCAUUUUAAAGAAUCAGAUGGAGAAUGGAAAUUUGCAACUAGCUUAGACACCACUAAAAUGGAAGAAGUACAGGACUUCUUAGACGAGUCGGUUAAGGGCAAUUGCGAGGGUCUCAUGGUGAAAACCUUGGAGCAAGAAGCUACGUAUGAGAUAGCUAAACGUUCUCGAAAUUGGUUGAAGUUGAAGAAAGAUUAUUUGGAUGGUGUAGGCGAUACAUUAGAUGUAGUAGUUAUCGGAGGAUACAUAGGGAAAGGGAAAAGAACGGGAACUUACGGAGGAUUUCUUUUGGCAUGUUACGAUAAAGAAAAUGAAGAAUAUCAAAGCAUCUGCAAGAUUGGUACUGGAUUCAGCGAAGAAGAUCUUCAAAAACACACUGAAUCUUUGAAAGAGCACAUAGUAUCGCAGCCAAAGUCUUACUAUCGAUACGACACGUCUCAUCAACCUGAUCACUGGUUUGAACCAGUUCAAGUUUGGGAAAUAAAGUGUGCAGAUUUGUCUCUGUCACCUGCUCACAGGGCAGCCAUGGGUAUCGUUGACCCAGAAAAGGGAAUCUCUUUAAGAUUCCCUCGAUUCAUUCGUAUCCGCGAUGAUAAAAAUGCAGAAGAAGCCACAUCGGCGCAACAAGUAGCUUCGAUGUACAGCAGUCAAGAGCAAGUCAAAAAUCAAGCGUCAGGAACGAAAGCUACAGAGGAAGAUUUCUAUUAAAUAUAUACGGAAAACUUUUUACGCUACUGA